AUGGCGUCCGAGAAGGGUCGUUAUCAGCCUUUGCGUGACCAGAGCUCUUUCUCCAGUGACGACGACGGGAUACAGGGCCAAGAUGGACCACCACAGUCACGGCCGUGGCAUCGACGGUUCUUCAUAUCGACCGUGGCCCUUUCGACAUUCUGCGUCAUCCUCCUUGCUGUCUCCUCCGCCCAGGCCUGGCGCAUCCUGAAGCUCGAGCGGCGUCUGGUCCACCCUCACACUCGCCUCUCCCUCGAGUAUAACAUCCCCCUCCUCGCCAACAACCACUCUGCCUUCGACUCGCCCUCCAGCGCCCUCUCAGACGCCGCCUGGGCCUCCAUAGAAGCCGGGCACGGCGACGUCCUCCUCACGCCAGCCGAGGCCGCCUCCCUCGGGCUGCCCCCAUCCUUCGCGCACCCCUUCCGCCCAGAGUUCCAGGUGUACAUCAUCGACGCCUACCACGCGAUGCACUGCCUCAAGGUCCUGCGCGACCACUACAUGCGCAUGUACCACGCGCACCGCUACGUCGGCGACUGGCCGCAGCUGGGGGACUGGCCCGUCGAGCACGACGAGCACUGCUUCGACAGCCUGCGGCAGCACGUCAUGUGCCACGCCGACGACACGCUGCUGUACAGCGCGGGCCACCACGACGCGGGCGUCCGGCAGACCAAGAUGUGUCGGAGCUGGGACGCGCUGCGGGAGUGGGCGAGCGGGCGGAACGCGCAGUGGAAGGACCAUAUUAACCCGAGGCCGGAGGGGGAGAUCUGGUGGGACUUUGAUGAUGGCGGCGAUGAUGGGCUGCCGCGGGGAGGGCUCUCGUGA
Messenger RNA from Diaporthe citri, 810 nucleotides. RefSeq lists its product as uncharacterized. The record is from RefSeq and is a predicted model, not a curated record. NCBI's taxonomy places the organism in Eukaryota, Fungi, Ascomycota, Sordariomycetes, Diaporthales, Diaporthaceae. The transcript is spliced from 2 exons. Bases 1 to 810 code for a protein of 269 amino acids. Gene Ontology annotation, biological process: mycotoxin biosynthetic process.